Molecule: messenger RNA, 5069 nt
Organism: Acanthochromis polyacanthus (spiny chromis)
Lineage: Eukaryota; Metazoa; Chordata; Actinopteri; Pomacentridae
Gene: shf
Exons: 7
Coding region: 349-1764 (471 amino acids)
Molecular function (GO): phosphotyrosine residue binding
Source: RefSeq, a predicted model, not a curated record
UCCUCUUGCACAAGCGCUCCCGUGUUGCGUAGUCUGGAAACCUGACGUGGAUCGCAGCCGAGCAGUGAAGAGCGGCAGCGGCGUGUGUGUGAGUUUGUGUGUGUGAGUGUGUGUGACAGUGACAGAGUUGCGGCGGAGCGGAUCAGAAAGUGCCCGUGGCUGCUCUCCGCCGUCUCGCGCGCUCCUCCUCGGACCGGUCAGAGUCGCACAAGACCGACGCCGCGCGACCCGGUUCUGCUGGCCCCGCGAGUGACCCGAGGAUCCCCGCUGAGACGAGCCCCGGAGCUGGAGAGCAGGAAAGCUGGAACUAAACUACAUUCAUUGACUUGUGAGCGAUGCACUGGCAGCAUGGCCAAGUGGUUCAAGGAGCACCUAGGAUUCAAAACUACCAAAGCACCCCCACCGGCGCCUCCGAAACCGGACUACAGACACUGUCACACCGGUGUGCCCGGAGCGCCUGGCUACCAACAGACGAGCUCCGGGGCCACCUUUCCCCCGAGCCCCGCUCAGCCGGACAUCCUCGCUGCUUACAAACUACAAAAGGAGCUAGACUUCGAGGACCCGUAUACUCCAGGCGGAAAUAUUUCAUUCGGCUCGAGUUUGAACACUGUGGGGUCGCCGGAUAUCAAGUAUGUGUCACCAAAGCACCGACUUAUCAAGGUGGAAACCAUCGAAAAGAGCAGCCCGGCUCCGGGAGGGGGUGUCACGGUCACCCAGGCUGUAGCUGUAGGGAGUGUUAAAUCUCCCACUUCACCUCCCUCCGACCACGACAACAAGGAGAAGCUCAUUAUCCUUGAAGACUAUGCGGACCCUUUUGAUGCUGAGCAGGCUGGGGGCACUCAGACCAUCACGGAAAAAGUGACAACAGAGAACGAUGGCUAUAUGGAGCCGUACGAGGCCCAGAAGAUGAUGGCAGAGAUCCGGUCUGGUGGCCGAGGCCCUAAGGAGGGACCUGUGAGGCAGCUGCCCCUGUACGACACACCGUAUGAGCCAGCUGAGAACGGUGGAGACUCAGACCCUGAACGCUUGCGCUGCCCCAGAGAAAGUCGCCUGCCCCAGGAUGAUGAACGACCCCCCGAAGAGUAUGACCAGCCAUGGGAGUGGAAGAAGGAGAGGAUUUCCAAAGCCUUUGCAGUAGAGAUUAAAGUGAUCAAGGACCUACCAUGGCCUCCUCCUGUUGGCCAACUCAACACCAGCCCUCCCCCGGUGGAGGAGCUAGAGUCUCCUUCCCAGACAGCUCAGCCCUCGCCGGGACAGACAAGCUGUGACCAGCACCACCAUGUCCAGUUUGAUGGUGUGGAGAAGUCUCGAAUGUCGCCCACCAAGGAGGGGAAAACUCGCCCGCUGCAGCGACAUUCCAGUGGCUGUCUGGUCAACACUAAAAUGACUUCAGUGGACCACUGCAGCUCCUCUGUCGGGGAACGUAUUGACCCCACCAUGCCUCUGGAAAGCCAGUUCUGGUACCAUGGAGCCAUCAGCCGAACAGACGCUGAGUCUCUGCUCAGGCUGUGUAAAGAGGCCAGCUACCUUGUGAGAAACAGCGAGACCAGCAAGAACGACUACUCCCUCUCCCUUAAGAGCAGCCAGGGCUUCAUGCAUAUGAAGCUGUCGCGGACGAAGGAGAACAAGUACAUCCUGGGCCAGAACAGCUGCCCCUUUGACAGCGUGCCUGAGAUCAUCCAUUUCUACUCCAGCCGCAAGCUGCCCAUCAAGGGUGCCGAACACAUGUCCCUGCUCUACCCUGUAGCCAUCAGGACACUAUAGUGCUCUGGGCCCCCUGCAGGCGUCCGCCCCUGCAGCACUCACCGGGCCGCCCUGUGGCUCCUCGCUUCCUGUCCCUGAGGAUGGACCCCGCUAGGCUCAUGGGAAGACGAACUGUGGCAUCCCAAACUGCUGAUCCUGACUCACCUCACUGGCCGACAGAUUCCAGACCUGUUUCGACGGCCUACUGCAUACUAUCUCAUACACACACAGACUCAAUGUUGCAGAAGUUAUUAUUAUUUUAUUGUAUUUUAUUUUAUUUAUGACAGACAUCCACUUAUCACAUCAGAGACUGACUAUCUGAAGAGCAUCAUUUCAUUGAUUGUUGAGCUGAUUGCCCAUAGCACUUAACACUCAAAGAAAAAGAAAGGUACAACAUAGCAUUUGUCACUGGGAUUAACCUCUAUCAUGAACCGUUGUACCUUUUGCCGACAAGUGCACAUCGUGACAGUUAUGUAUGAAAUGUAUGCUUGAGGUUCUCUUUUGGUUAGGCUCUGUUGAUGCUGUAACUGUAUUUCAAAGGGGACUCGAAGAUUGUAAGAGCCGCGCAAGGGAAGCAACAUUUAUGAUGCAUGUUGAGCGAUAUUGUCCGCGUGGGCCCCAUACAGCGGCCAGGAUAUUGAAUAAAGUGGCCGCGUAUGAAUGGUGCGUCCCCAGCUGCGCGGAAACAACAGGCCUGUGAGCUGUGCAGACUGAUCUCUCUAUCUUGUCAUAGCGCAUGUUGUCUGCUAUCCAUCACUGAGUGGGUGUAUCACACCAAUGACAGUGUAAGUACCAUAGUGGUGAGACAGGCAGGAGAGCGUGAUGGAUGGGUCAAGCCAUCCGACACACUACAAUUGGCUGAGGCUAGAGACCAGAGCCUGUCCAAAUGGACCAAAUUACCCCCGCUACCCCUGCUUAGAAUGGCUUUGCAUUGGGAGAAUGAAAUAUGCCUGCAUUGUCUACCUCAGAAAAUCAAUUUCAUUCGCCCAUCUGCAGAUCAAUAGGUACAAUGGGAUUGCAGACAUCGAUCUGCUCUCCCUUCGACAUUCCCAAUUCCCUUAAAAUUGCAUCAUUGGUUUUCGAAAUAUGCUUUUUGAAUACAGUUAAUCCGAGUUUUUUUAAAAAAUGAAAACACAAGCAGAUUUUUCCAGAUCAGCAAAUUGUAUGUAUAGUUACUAUUAUAAUGCUGUGUGAUGUCAGUAACAGAUGUUUGGUUAACGCCUUAUAAUGCAUGGGUCAAAUCAGUCCGCUAGAUCAGCUGAUUUCCACUUCUGCUUUUAACAAUUGUUCUGUGACUGUAAUUUAUUCCGGGGUAAUUAUUACUGAUGUGUUACUCCUUUGUGAUUGGCCCGUCGGCCCCCUCGCCCUCAUCGUCGUGUGCCGAUGUGAUCGUGUUUUUCGGGACUACUCCGGCCUCUUUUUGCUGUGGUGCUUUGCAUUUUUUUGUCGUUUCCAGUUUUGCUAAAUGCACGUUUGCCUCGGCGGCCUGACUCCGGGACACGAGUCACUGCGUCUCCCGACCAACAGGGUUGUCCCGUCAGGCCUCGUGUGAGGGACGAUUACACACCCUCCCGCCUCCAACACAUCGGUGACAGUGCAGCCUGUCCAAAACCAGACAAACACCCGCCUUCAAACCGUCACGCUUCCAUUUCGCUUUAAAAUCUCCAGAUGUCCAUACAUGUGUGAACACGAGAGAGUAUGCCUGUGUGCAACAUGUUCAUGUGUACGGUAUUUGUAUGCACCUGAGUGUGUCCCAGUAUGUUUUUUUUUUUUUUUUUUUUUUUUUUUUUUAACUCUACUGGUACCUGGUGACAGCUAAUGCUCCAACUUCUUUGGUUGUCAGCUUUUAUUUUCCUCCCUUAAACUACAAAAAGUAGAAUUUUCCCUGCGGCUUACUAAUUUACUUUCCUGCCCGUAUUCCCUCAUUAAUCACGUUUGAUUUUUAGCAACUCAUAGGAAUGACACGUCUGCUUUUCGGCUUCAGUUUAUUGUAAUGAAGCCAAUAAUAUUUCAGCCCGCGGCAAAUAUUAUUGCUGACUAACUACAGGCAGAAGAAGCUGAUUUGCCAACAGUAGCAGCACCAUGAAGUGAGUCUAAUGGGACUGCCUAAUGCAUGUAUGAUCAGACAUCAGAGGAAGCCUUCAUCAGUCUUAUGAGUUGCAAAAUUCUGUGGUUUAAUGAGCGAGUAAAAAAUGAAAAUGUUGUCGGGGAGGCUUUGGCCCGAGCUGAAAAAUGACUGAUACUAGGAAUUAAUAACUGACUUUAGCGAGCAUGACCACUGUAUGUACAGAGUCAAACACAUUUUGGCUUUGACUUUAUCUCCGCUGUGUGCUAUGCAACCAUAAACUGCAGUGAUUGAAGAGGAAAUGACAGGAGUGUGUGUGCCUCCAACAGAUGUUUAUGACAAACGUGAUGGUACAAAACGUCCACCAGGAGGGAAUGUAAUCAAAAGAGUGACGUGAUUAGUUAAAAAAAGAAAAAGAUUGCAGAAAGUGGGAUGUAUUGAGACGUUUAUUUUGCUGGUGCAGUAAGUGAGCAGACAGAUGUCACGGUCAUGAGAUCAAUAUGUCAUGUGAGGGUGUCUCCUAACGGCACCCACAGCUUUAUUGAGGAAUAGUAUGUUGUGGAAGUGGACCUAUGUAUGACCUCGAGAGACGAUAUCCUAAGAAGAAAUGCAAAGUUAGAAUAGACUAUAUGAGACGUAUCCUUUAUGCUCCGAAUGUUCACUGUUUAAUAGAUCCGGUGUUGACAGUAGAGGCUCUUUAUUUAGUUACUGCUGCUGCUGAGCGUUACUCUACUAAAGGGAAGAGCCUGCGUGUGACGGCCGCACUGCCGAGAGAGAGGCCUUAGCUUUGGAGAAAAGGGAAAACGGGAGAUAUGGAGGGCAAGAAUACGGGAGAAACGGAGGGAAGGCUGCUCUGACAUGGGGGAGGCGUUUGCUGCAAUCGGCAGACGCACUCUUCACGUCUCCGUAAUGACAGCCUGAAAGAGCCUUUCUCCUCCCUCAGAAGUGUCUUAAUGCUUGUGUGUGUGAGAGUGAAGCAGCGUUUGUUGGGUGUGUGAGUGCAUGUGAGUGUGUGUGAGUAUACUGGUGUAAGAAGCCAUCAGCCAUUGACAUGCCCCGAGUGUAUCUUGUGUAUCACUUUACCGUGGUAAAGUGGCAUGUGUGAGUUUCCUUUGUGUACAUUUUCGUGCCACAUAUGUAUGCACUACUAUAACAUAUCUCUGUACAGUCCCUCAUGGCCAAAUGUAUAUACUGAAUGUAUUGUAUGGGGACAUAGAGGCAUCAAGGUUCAAAAUAAAUAAAGUCGGGUUUAUGAGUUUAA